AAGGAAGGUGGGCUCGGAAGCCGGGGUGCGGGGGCCGCAGAGGCCCGCCCUCGGGGCUGUCAUCCGUAGGGACCGGAGCAGGCCGCCGCGCUGGGUGAAAGGCGGGUCAAGAACUUGGAACAAACAGCCGGGACCUGCAUCCCACUUGCUGACUGUGUGACCUUGGCUUGUCCGUUUCCUAGUCAGCCACACCGAGGUGGCAACACUGCUGUUGCGAGGCUUGAGUUCGUGUUGUGCGAGGUGCCUGGAACAGUCCUGGGAACGGACUGUGUGUCUGAUAACUGUCUGCACUCCUCCGGGCUGACGGUGAACCCGUCACAAAGGAGACUGCGUACCCAAGCCACUGUCACCCCGCGGUGCUCUGCUCCUGGGGGGUUUGCACUGACAACAAGCGCACCGGCAUUUGUGUCCCUGGGAGAUUAUCCGUGGUCGCAGUCAACCUGUUGAAGAAAUGGAUUUGGAUCAGUUGGACCUGAAUCCCAGAAUUACUACUGCGGUCAAGAAAGCCAAACUGAAGUCAAUAAAGGAGGUUUUGCAUUUUUCUGGACCAGACCUGCAGAGACUAACCGGCCUCUCCAGCCUCGACGUGCAACACUUGCUGAGAACGGCCUCCCUGCACCUGCGGGGAAGCAGCGUCUUCACAGCUCUGCAUCUGCACCGGCAGAAGAAGAGGUUCCCCACCCAGCACCAGCGCCUGAGCCUGGGCUGCCCCGUGCUGGACGGCCUUCUCCGCGGCGGCCUGCCCCUGGACGGUGUCACCGAGCUGGCCGGUCACAGCUCCGCCGGGAAGACCCAGCUGGCCCUGCAGCUCUGCCUGACCGUGCAGUUCCCUCCGCGGCACGGAGGCCUGGAGGCCGGGGCCGUGUACGUCUGCACCGAAGACGUCUUCCCGGACCUGCGUCUGCAGCAGCUCAUUGCGGGGCAGCGGCAUCUGCGGACGGACGUUCCGGGAGAGGUGAUCGACAAGAUGAAGUUUGGCCACCAGAUCUUCAUCGAGCACGUGGCCGACGUGGACGCCCUGCUGGAGUGUGUGAAUAAGAAGGUGCCCGUGCUGCUGUCGCGGGGGAUGGCCCGCCUAGUGGUCAUCGACUCCGUGGCAGCCCCGUUCCGCUGUGAGUUUGACGGCCUGGCCUCAAUGCCCAGGGCCAGGCGUCUGCAGGCCUUGGGGGCCACCCUGCGCCGGCUGAGCAGCACGUUCCGGAGCCCCGUGCUAUGCAUCAACCAGGUGACAGAGGCCAUGGAGGAGCAGGGCGCGGCACCCGGGCCACAAGGUCUCUGGGAGGAGCGGGUCUCUCCAGCCCUCGGAAUGACCUGGUCCAAUCAGCUCUUAAUGCGGCUGAUGGUCAGCCGGCGCCGCCCCGAGGAGGAAGCCGUCCUCCCCCCGCCUGGCCGCCCUGACCGCACCCUGCGGGUGAUCUUCGCCCCUCACCUGCCCCCCUCAUCCUGUUCCUACACCGUCAGCAUGGAGGGGGUACGGGGGACUCCCGGAACCGAGGCCCAUUGACGUGGCAGCUGCAGAACGGCCGGCCAGGUCCCAAGAAACCCCAAGUCUGGCCGAGCCCUCCACACUCUGCGGGCACAGGGGACUCACGUCUUGACCCGGGACACCCAUCGCUGGGACAGGGUCUGCUCCAGGGGUUGGCUGCCCCUUCUCAACGGCGGGAAGGCAGUAAGCAUGGAUGACCCGCCUGACGUGGCCUCCCCCUGGGCAGGGCCGUCUGCCUUCACGCCCCACGCCCCCACUGCCCCCCACGCUGCCUGGCACAGCGGGCCCUGGACCCUUUCGCCAUGGCCUGUUCUCUGCCGGGCACUGUCCUAAGUAAUUCAUCCACACUGGAGUGCGUCUCCUUCGCAGCCCCUGGGGAUGGGCACAGUUACCGUCCUUGGUCUCAGGGAAACUGAGGCAGAGAACAGUGAAGUGACUUGGCCAACCUCCUGCAACUCCAUGAGGCAGACGCUGAUCCCCAGGCUGGUACCAGGAGGGCAGGGACAUAACCUGACCCAGUACUAGGGUGGAGGCAGAGGUCCCCAUAACUGGGCAGACUCGCACUGUUUUGACAUUUUCUAGAGCAGAAAAAUUCUAAUUUCCAUCCCAUUUUUAAGUAGUCUGGGACUCUCAGAAGGUUGAGAAUGGCUGGUGUUAAGUAGGAAACCGUUCUUUUAGGGUUGGAAUUUUAUAAAAGAGCCUUUCUGCAAGUGCAGGGACUUUG
Lynx canadensis (Canada lynx) is the source of this 2210-nucleotide messenger RNA. It is a transcript of the gene XRCC3, whose product is annotated as X-ray repair cross complementing 3. Gene Ontology annotation, molecular function: four-way junction DNA binding; ATP binding; ATP-dependent DNA damage sensor activity. The transcript is spliced from 9 exons. Gene Ontology annotation, cellular component: Rad51C-XRCC3 complex; replication fork. Gene Ontology annotation, biological process: resolution of mitotic recombination intermediates; telomere maintenance via recombination; double-strand break repair via synthesis-dependent strand annealing. NCBI's taxonomy places the organism in Eukaryota, Metazoa, Chordata, Mammalia, Carnivora, Felidae. The record is from RefSeq and is a predicted model, not a curated record. Bases 452 to 1504 code for a protein of 350 amino acids.